AUGGAUUUCCCACUAGGCAUCGACUCGGGUCAUCCGAAGCCGCUGUUGGGACCAAUCACGGGGAUUGAACCGCAACCGCUCCAGCAAACUGCGACAUACGCGCGCGCAAGGGCGUCGCGGGACGCAGCUUUCCCGACGGGCGAACGGGGACAGGAGGCCGCGCACCCGUAUCUCAGCACGUGGGCCCCUCUGAUUGAGCGAAGCGGAAGUCGCGGGCGUGAGGACAGCGGAAGCCGCGGGCGGGAUGGUGGCGGAAGCCGCGGGCGGGAUGGUGGCGGAAGCCGCGGGGAGGUUGGCAGCGGAAGCCGCGGGAGGAACGGCAGCGCCGCAAGCUCACCCCAAGCGCGGCGGAUUGGAAUAGAGUCGAGCAGUUUGGGCGCCAGCGGGAAUGAUGUGGUUCCCCUCACAACCUCCCGACUGCUUCCGCUCUUCCCCCUUUCAUCUCCCGCCACGGGUUCCACGCUCCCCCCUCCCGCUUUCCCCGCAGAGGCGGCGUCUGCAGCAGCGCCUGACGCGCCGACAGCUCCGGUGGCGCUAGGGGGUAUCCCCCCUGGCUGGGAAGACUGGGCGGCGAUAGCGCUGAUGGCGGAAUUGGCUGGGGGAAUUGGCGGACAGCCCGUAACGCCCACCUUUCCAGCACAACCGCAGCUAUUGUCGGCUUCGUCAGCGCGCGGAAGCGGAGCGGCGGCGGCGGAUGAGGGCGCGCGGAACGUGCAGCGUCGGCGGGGUGGGCGGACUGGUGGCGGAGAGCGCUACGACUUGUGGCAAGGCCCGGCGCUUUUUACAGGGUCCGCGUCUGCUUCCGCCUCCGCUUCCGCCGUCGCUUCCGCUUCCGCCUCCGCUUCCGCUUCCGCCUCCGCCGCCGUUACCGCGUAUCCUGUUCCGGCGCAUGGACCGAACCUUAGGGCGCUGGGGCGGGAGAGUGUAGAAGGCGGAAGUUUCCGGGAAAGGAUUGGCGGGGAGGAGCGGGAGGGAUUGGAGACAGCGCGGUCGCUCAAGCGGCGCUCAGCCUGGGAACCGUCACAACAGACUCAACCCCCUCAUCCUUCUCAACCCUCUCAUCCCUCUCAACCGACUCAACUAACUCAGGCGGAAGGCCUGAUAAGGCGGAGCCUGUCAGUUACCAGAACGUCAACUAAUCCACCGCCAACUUUGGUACGGAGUAGGAGCUCUAGUCGGCCCGCAAUUGGGGUAUCAAGUUACCCGCCUCAGAGUGUUCUGAAGACUCUUGGUCCGCCGGUUAGCAGAGCGCUAGGCAGCGCGGGUACCUCGCGCGGGGAGCGGAGCGAGGGGAGGGAUUCCGCGGGUCCGCGGGUUAGAGGGGGCGAGUUUAAGAUUCCGCAGCCCGCGUCGAAAUCAGGGUCCCGGUCGCUGUCCGCCACUGCGCGCGGAGGCGUUCCUUCCGCCCCCGCGCCUGGUUCCGCCGCUGAGCAGUGGCUUCCGAAAAGGGAGCAGGGCGACGGGCACGGAGCAGGGGGAGCGGGAAGCGGGAGCUCGAGCAGCAGGGGGAAGAGCGCCGGGUGGGGAAGCGGCGGGCGAGGGGAGGGGGAGCAUGGUCUGUCGUACAUAGUGGAAGGCGCAGGGAGAGGUGGUGGUAUGGGCGGAAGGAUGCUGGCGGAAGGGGAUGGGCAUGGGCGCGCGGGCGUUUGGGGGAAAGUUUGGGGAGGGGAAGGGGGAGCGGGGCCUGCGGGUGGAAGCGUAGCAGGCGGAGCUGCGGAGGCCGAGGGAAGGAGGAAGGCUGGUAGAGACGCAAGCACAGGGAAGGUUUCUAUUCGCUCAAGCGGGACGAGUGAUCACGUUCUAGGUUUAAGAAAACAACAGUCCAGCGGCUGUGCGUUUAGUCAAAGCAGCAGGAAGCGGCAGCUGGAGGAGCAGGGGGAGCAGGGGGGGCAGGGGGUCCAGAAGGGGCAGGGGGAGCAGGGGGCGGAGUUGCAGGGUCAGAAAUCGCCUGAGUCACGUGUGGAGCGGAGAAAGAGACCUGCGGGGACUCCGCCUGGGGGGGCCCCACCCGCGGGGACUCCGCUUGUUGGGACCCCUCUCCCCCGGACUCCGACUGCUGGGUCCCCUCUCCCGGGAACUCCGCCUGGGGGACUGGCGCGGCGGCUUGAGGUGCCUGUGUCGUGCGGGUGGGAGGCGUUUGGCGAGGACGCGGACGGGGAGGAACGCGGGUGCACAGGUGGGGGAGGAGGCGCAGGUGGGGCAGGGGCAGGGGCAGGGGCAGGAAUGGGUCCAGGGACAGGAAUAGGGAUGAUAGAUGUACAUACGGAGUCUGGGAGUAGAGGCCGGGCAGGAGGAUGUAGGGAGAAGCGCAGGGUUGUGGAGAGGGAGGGAAGUUGGAUUGGGGAGAAGGAGAGUGGUGGUUGUGGGAAAGGGGGGGAGGGUGAGAAGGGGGAGAGUGCGAGGGGGGAGAGUGCGAGGGGGGAGGGUACGAGGGGGGAGAGUGCGAGGGGGGAGAGUGUGAGGGGGGAGGCAGGAGGCGAGUGGGACGCGUUUGUGCUUGAGAUGACACGUGACACCUCUCUCCCGAGAUUCGUUGCAUCUGGACCGGUCCUGGAUUCAUCAGGUCCUGUGCUGCAAACAGCCGUUGCUCUCGCUACCCCUCCAACCCCUUCCUCUCCUGCUGCCGCCCUGCCCACUACCGCCACCACUACGAAACCCGACUUGCCUCGUCCUGCCUACCCGUCUCCUGCUGUCGAACCACCACACAGCACCCAUUUGAACCGCUCUGUGUGCCGACCAGGCGACUCACAAGUAGGCUCAGUGGGGCAGCAGAGGAAGGCAGUUGGCGGAUCGUUUGGAGGGUGGGUCCGGGCUGUGAGCCAGGCAAGACCGGUCGGUCAGCAACAAAGAGUUGGUGAGGCAAGGGAAGGGGAGCAACCAAGCGUGGUAAGCCAACCACGGGCUGUGAGCCAGCCAAGAAACCGCAAGGAGUUUGAGACACCCGUGCACGCUGCUGGUGUUUGUGCUGGUGCUGGUGCUGGUGCUGGUGCUGGUGCUGGUGCUGGUGCCGCAGUUUUAGUCACAAAGGGAAGUGCCAAAAGGCUCAAACUUGCGGUGGCUGACGCAGAGGAGGCAGGGAGAAAGGGUCAUGGAAAGGUUUCUGACGGCAGUGCGCGUGGGGCUCGUGAUAGGGACGGCAAUGGUGCUUCUGGCGCUGGCCUUGGCGUUGCUGCGAAUCCUGCUGGGCUAGAGAGGGGCGUGCAGGAAAGGGCACCGAUCACACCUACUGAUGCCCGAUUGUUGCACGCUGCUGUUGCUGUUGCUGGCAAUGCUGGCAGUGGGGGCGCUGCUGCUCCUCUAUGCCGUGCUAGUGCUGCUUAUGCUUCUGCUGCUGCUGCUGCUGCUGCUGUUGCUGGCAAUGCUGGCAGUGGGGGCGCUGCUGCUGCUCAAUGCCGUGCUGGUGCUUCUUCUGCUUCUGCUUCUGCUGCUGCUGUUGCGCCAUCUGGUUGCCUUGCAGUUGCCCAAUUCGCAGCACUGCCUGCGUUUCUGCCUUCUUUGGCUGAACCUGGUAACCCUAAUGAGACCAGAGGAUCCACUCAGCCUAACGAGCCUAAGGAACCCAUGGCACCUGUUUCUCCGUUCUCUCCUCUCUCUCCUGCCUCCCCUGUCCCUCCUGUCCCUCCUGUCUCUGCUGUCCCUCCAGUUCCUCCUGUUUCUCCUGUUGCUCCUGCUGCCCCUUCUCCUGUCACUCGUGCUGGGGUGCCUGCUGUCCAGCCUGGUACGGAUCUUCCAGCAGUAGAAGGCACUGCCUCUGCUGUAUCUCCACCACUUGCCCCUUCUCCUACCACUCGUGCUGGGGUGCCUACUGUCCAGCGUGGUACGGAUCUUCCAGCAGUAGAAGGCACUGCCUCUGCUGUGUCUCCUCCGCUUGCCCCUGCACCAGUUGCUGCCACCUCAUCUGUUGCUGUUGCCACCUCACCCGUUACUGUUGCCAGAUCACCCGUUACUGUUGCCAGAUCACCUGCUGCUGUUGCCAGAUCACCCGUUGCUGUUGCCAGAUCACCCGUUGCUGCUGCCACCUCACCUGCUGCCGGUGCACCUGCUGCUCCUCUUGCUCCCACCCCUGCCACUGCUCCUGCUCCUGCCACAAUACGUCGCCCAAGGCUGAGACCAGAGCCCAUAGAGGUCCCAGCGGGCAACACGAGCGGUGGCAGCAGUGGGGGUUCAGACGAGCACGCACUGGCAAUGGCAGCGGCAGCAGCUACAACUGCUGCCACCGCUCUCACCCCUGCCACUGCUCCUGUUCCUGCCACUGUUCUUCCCACAACCACGACACGCCGGCCAAGGGCGAGGCCAGAGCCCAUAGAGGUCCCAGCGGGCGACAGUUGGGGAUCAGACGAGAACGCACUGGCAGUGGCAGCAGCAGCAGCUACACUUGUCGCCACCGCUCCCACCCCUGCCGUGGCUCCCCCCUUUACCACGACACGUCGGCCAAGAGCGAGGCCAGAGCUCAUAGAGGUCCCAGCGGGCAGCACAAGUGGGGGCUCGGACGAACACGCACUGGCAAUGGCAGCGGCAGCUGCACUUGCUGCAUCCGCUCCCACCCCUGCCACUGCUCUUCCCCCUACCACGGCACGUCGGCCAAGGCCGAGACCAGAGCCCAUAGAGGUCCCAGCGGGCGACAGUGGGGGAUGGGAAGAGCACGCACUGGCAGUGGCAGCGGCAGCAGAGUCAGAGGACCAGCUUUCUGUUCCUGGGCCUAUGGCACUCACAGGUGCACAGGAGCAGCGGCAGCACGGGCAGCAGCGGCAGCAACGGCAGCAGGGACAGCAGCGGCAGCAGGGACAGCAGCGGCAGCAGCAGGGGCUGUGGCGGCCGCAGUUGGGUUUUCAAGGAGGCGAGGGGCGGCAGGGGCGGGCGUUUAGAAUGCCAGGGUUUUGGCAGCAGGUGCAAGGCGGGGCAGUGGGGGUGGCGGGGGGUUUGGAAGAAGUUGGGAGAGUGGGAGGAGUGGGAGGGAGAGCGCGUAGGGAAGGAGAGGGCGAGGUUCCCUCAGGGCCCCUGUUGAUGCAUCUCAGGGAGAGUCUAGAGGAGGGCGAGGGAUGGACCUCCCAGGGGAGCUUCACAGCGGAUGAAGGGGAGGGUGGGAGCAGUGAAUUCGCCAUGGGGGAGGAGGAGGGGAGCGGAGGGGAUGGGAGGAGGAGAGAGGAGGGGAGCGGAGGGGAUGGGAGGAGGAGAGAGGAGGGGAGCGGAGGGGAUGGGAGGAGGAGAGAGGAGGGGGGCGGAGGCGGUGGGCUGGCGGGACGGGUGGAGGGGAGCGGGCGACAGGGGCACGGGCAGGGGGAAGGGGAGAGGGGGGAGAGGGAGAGGGAGGUGGAAGCGGAUAGGGGGGAGCGGGAGAGGCAGGAGGGAGGGGAGAGGGCGGAGAGGCAGAGGGGCAGGGACGAGAGGCAGAGGGGUGUUACAAGCGUUAGGGACAUUAGGGGCGUUAGAGGCGUAAGGAACAUUAGGGGCGUUAACAUUAGGGACGCUAGGGGCGUUAGGGACGUCAGGGGCGUUAGUGGCGUUAGGGGCGCUAGUGGCGUUUGGCCUAGAGGGCGGAGGGAGAGGGAUAUGGUCGUGCUGCGGCUGCUGCAGGGGAGGGACGGCGGGAGCUCGGGAGGCAGCAGCAGAGGGAGUGCAGAGGCAAGGAGGAGGAGGACGAGGAUAAGUAGGAGCAGUCAGCAGAGGGAAUCGGGUGGGGGAAGAGGAGGGAACCAGGCCCAGGGGGUGGUGGUAGGAGGCAGGGGAGGCAGGGGAGGGAGGGCGGAGGCGGGGACGAGACUGGGGCAGAGUCCUUUGCAGUUUUCCCCCAGGAGAAGGCCUGUAAGGGAGCAAGGGGCGGGGAACCGCGUGAGUGGGCAGGGGGAAGGAAGCAAUGCGAGAGGGCAAGGCGUUUUGGGUGGCGGCAGCGGUCUGGGCGGCAGCGGCCUGGGCGGCAGUGGUCUGGGCGGCAGUGGUCUGGGCGGCAGUGGUUUGGGCGGCAGCGGCCUGGGCGUGGUGACGGAACAGGGCACAGACGAUCAGCAGAUAGAGCCUCCCCCUGUUGCUGUGGGGUCGAGGCGGAGAGCAGUGGAAGCAGCAGGGUCGUGCGUCCGUGCACCACCACCACCAUCACCAGUGGGAGCGGGCGCGGGAGCGGGAACAGCAGCAGCAGGUGCAGGAGCGGGAGCGGCUGCGUCAGACUCCAUGUUUGCAGCCAGCAGGUGUGCGGGCGCCUCUGCACACAAGAGGGCGGUGCCUGGCGAGGUGUGGAGCAGGAAACGCAGAGGCAAAAGGCAGAGGAGAUGUGCUGCUGCUGCUGCUGCUGCUGCUGCUGCUGCUGCUGCUGCUGCUGGGGAUGCUGCUGCUGCUGCUGCUGCUGCUGCUGUUGGUGGUGGUGGUGCUGCUGCUGGUGCUGCUGUUGGUGCUGCUGUUGGUGCUGCUGUUGGUAUUGGCUAUGGCGCUGGUGGCGGUUGCGGUGGGGAGCAGUAUGGAGAGGGAGAGGGCGAGCAGGGAGGGUUGGUGGAGAGGGCGUGUCUGAUAGCGAGAGCAGUGGCGCGGAGGGCAGUGCUGGACGAGGAGCAGGAGGGCGCCAGGGCCUCACACUCCUCUCUCAGCUGGUCGCACCACUCUGCCAACGUGGCAGCUAUCAGAUCGUGGCUUCAGGAUGCUGCCACGUGGCAUGAGCUGAUUGGGCAGCAAGAGCGCGACCUGGGUUUGUCUGGAUGGGUAGAGGGGGAGGUGGAGGAGGAGAAAGAGAAGGAGGAGGCGGGGGAGGAGAAGGAGGAGGAGGUAGAGGAGACGGAGGAGGAGGGCGAGGAGGUGGAGGAAAGGGAAGGCGAGAGGAGGGAGGAGAGCAGACAGGAGGAGGAAGGGCACAAAAGAGAAAAGGAGAAGCAGGGAGAGUCGCGGGACCUGGUUAAGUCCACCAGGAGAACUGAACACCAGGAGGAGUUGAAGGUCAAAGUUGAGAAUGGGAUUGGCCCUCCACAGUGCAUGUUCUGUGGGGCGGUGGGGCACACUGUGCUGAGGUGCUCUGAAACCCACGAUGGGGAGGUGCUUGUGCUGGUUGCACGGCUGUGUGACUGGGUUGAGAGGGGUGGAGAGGUGCUGGGAGAAAGGGGGGAUGGAGAAGGGGAGGCGCAAGGAGGGAUAGAGGGGGGAGGGAUGAAAGUAGGCGGGAUGGAGGCAGGAGGAGGUGGAGGGGGGAGUGGGAGGGAGGAGGAACGAGGAGGGGAGGAGGGAGCAGGGUUGGAGGAGGUGAGGAGGAGAGAGUGCCAAAGGAAUGGUAAAGGAAGUGAGGGGGGUGGUGGGGGAAAAGAAGACGGCAAGAGUGUGGAGAGUGAGGGGAUGGUAGGGGCGGCGAGGAUGGUAAGGAGGGUGAAGAGGGUGAGGAGGAUGGGACGGACAAAAGCGGAGCCACAUUUUUGUCUUUGGUGCGGGGUGGGCGGCGGCCACUGGGCGGCAGAGUGCGCAGUGCUGUUGGAGGAACGGAGCUUACUUCAGAUCGGGCCUGAGAUAGCCGCCCCACCCACCCCCGCUGCCGUCCAUACCUUACCUGUCGCUCCCACUCCCCCUGACGCCCCCAUCCCUCCUGCCAAACCCACACUCCUUGCUGCCCUCACCCUUCCUGUCGCUCCCACUCCCCCUGUUGUUCCCGCUCUCCCUGCUCUCGCUGCUCCUAUACCUUCUUCUCCGAAGGAGCUUGCAGUGAUUGCAUUCUCUCCCUCCGCUCUUCCUCCCGCUGCUGUCCCGCCGCUCCCCCCUGCUCUGCCUUCUUGUUACACUAUGCCCUCCCACUUUCUCCCCUCUCACUUUCUCCCCCGUCACCCCUCCUCCCCCUCAUGUUCCCCUCCCUCAUUCUCCUUACCCUCAUGCUCUGCCCCUCAUAGAAGAAGGCUCGGCAGCAGACUCGGAAGCAGUGGGGUCAAGGUGGGGAGGUUUGGCAGGAGAAUGGGGAGGACGGGAAGAAAGGUGGAGAGGCAAGGGAGCGACGAGGGGCAGGUGUGGGGGAAAGAGGAGGAGGAGGAGGAGGAGGCGGAGGAGGAGGAGGAGGAGGAGAGGAGAAGGAGCGAAUCUGCCUGCUGUGCUAUUAGAGGCGGUGGAGGGGGCUCGCCUGUCCAGAAGAGACUUCCAGAGGUGGCAGGCGCAGGGCGAGCUGUCAGCGCAGGCAAUGGGAUGCUUUUUGCGGCUGCGGCUGGGCAGGAAGGGCGAGCACAUGGGGGGCACAGGGUACUGCAUGGGACGAAUCACAGCAUGAGCAAGAAACCGCUUACAGCAGGCGCAGGGGCAGGAGGAGAGGGGAAUGCUGCAGGGGCAGCCAAAGGAGGCCUGGCAGGGCCAGCAGGGGCAGCCAAAGAAGAUCUAGCAGGGGCAGCAGCACUAGAAGUGGAGCUGUCGUCGUGUGUGGACUCUUCGCCUCUUGCUCUCGUGGUGGACCUGGGCGAUCGAGAGUACACUGUGGAUGGCCAGUUCCUCUCCAACAAGCCAUUCCUCGAGGUGUGCGAGGAGAGGGACGCCUUAGAGGACCUUCUACUACAGGAGCAGCUCAAGAAUGGCACCCCUGCUGACACGCAGGUGGAGGAGGCGAGGGCACAUGCAGCAGCCUUGGAGAUGGAGCUUCAAGCCAUGGCCUCCCGCUGCGAUGAGUGGAAGCGGAGGGCAGGGGAGCGGGCAGCGGAGAUGAAUCCAGCCCUGGUGCAGGCGCUGCUGGAGGAGCGUUUGGAGGAGCUCGAUGACUCUGGCGUGCUCGCCCUGCAGGUGGAAUGCGCUCGUCUGCGCGACGAGCUGGCAAAAUCUGAGGUGCUGCGCUUUGAGCUCUACCGCAGCCUGGAGCAGGGCGCAGUUGAAGUGGAGAGCCGGUGGGAGUCAGAGGCGUCUGGCAUGUCACCAGCGAGAGAAGGCAGCUUCAAGAGCAGAGACGCUGAGAGGCACAGCAACGACAGCGAUGAGGAUGCUCCAGGCCGAUCAACCACCCCUGUCAUGAUGGAGUGUGACGAGUCAGUGGUGCAGGAGCUUCUGGAGCUGGGGCAGGCGUCACUUACCCAGGAGGACGUCACUCGCCUCAUGGAGACCGUGGAGGCAGCGGAGAGGCGGGCAGAGCAGGCGGAGAGGGAGGCGGAGCAACGAGCAGUGCAGGUGCAGCUGCUGGAGGCGAAGAUGGCUGCCAUGCUGGUAUGCGGUGCUGUGCGUGAGAUGUGCCCAAUGGACGAGCACAAGCGCUCCCCCUCCCUCGUGUCCUCCUCGCCCAUCUCCUUCCGCCUCUCCCCCGUGGCCUCCUCCUCCUCCCCUGACCCCGCCUCCCUCACUCGCUCCAGCAGCAGCAGCGCCACCUCCCAACACAGCCAGCAGCAGCAGCAAGCCCCCUUCCAGGAGCAGCAAGCAGGGAGGCGAAAUCAAGAUGAAAGGGAGCGAUUACUACAGUUGACAGGAAGAGGGGACAGAAGAGCAGGAGGAGUGGAAGGCGAAUCAAACGGAGCAGCUCUGGGUUCAAAGUUUACUGGAAGAGCCAGGGCAAACGGUGGAAUGGUGGCAUCAGCAAGAAAGGGAGGCGACUUGACGCAUGACGCAGUAGCCAGAAGAGGCGCUCUGGGUUUGACUGUGGAGGAGCAGGAGAAGGAGGAGGAGGUAGAGGGACUGGAGGAGGAGGAGCAGGGGGAGGAUGGGGUGGAGGAUGGGGUGGAGGAGUUGAGACAGAUGGUGCAGAGAGUGCAGAGGCAGAACCGCAUCACCCAUGUGCUCCUGUCAGUGGUCGUUGCCGUCUCUAUUCCACCUCUUGUGGCCUUGGUUCGGGGGUGGUUCGGUGCAUCAGCAGCUGUGAGCAGCAGCGGCCUCACCACACCACUGUCACCCGCACAAUCAGACACCACCAUCACUACGAGCACCAUGUACGGCAGCGCCAGCAGCAGCAGCCGCAACGGCAGGCGUUGGAGCCGGGACCAUCAUGUGUGGGUGCGUGCAAUUAUUGGACCAUCCAUUCUAUCACUCCUGCCUGCCAGCCAGCAUCUUGACCCAUGGCUCCCUUCCAUCCGUUCCAUGUCCUGCGAUGCAUCGCCGCCCAUCCUUCCACCACCAGCCGCGUGUGCUGCUGUGAGUUGA
Messenger RNA from Closterium sp. Naga37s-1, 10056 nucleotides. Lineage: Eukaryota; Viridiplantae; Streptophyta; Zygnematophyceae; Desmidiales; Closteriaceae. The record is from the annotation of a GenBank genome assembly.